This is a messenger RNA of Anopheles coustani, 868 nucleotides long. Its product is annotated as protein takeout-like. The transcript has 3 exons. The record is from RefSeq and is a predicted model, not a curated record. The coding region runs from base 1 to 816 and encodes 271 amino acids. NCBI's taxonomy places the organism in Eukaryota, Metazoa, Arthropoda, Insecta, Diptera, Culicidae.
AUGAAGUAUGGACUAGAAGUUCAGCCAUACGAUGGAUCGCAGAUCCUCAACAAUGAUCGGGUUUGGCUUUUCGUGCUAACAUGGUGGUGCGAUACUUUACUUUUCUGCUCUAGCAGCUCAUUUCGUUUUCCAUUUCCUUCAGCACCUAGCGUCAAAAUUUGCUCACGAAAUGAUCCGGAGCUGUCCCGAUGCUUCAUCGAGUCCAUCAACGAUCUCAAGCCGCGGUUGGCGUCGGGAAAAAUAUCCGAUGACUUCCAAAUACCACCAAUGGAACCGCUGGCAUUGUCCAGCAUCAACAUGGACCGAGGUGCCGAAUUUAAGGUCACCUUCAGUGAGUUACUUGUUACCGGAACAAGCAAGUUUAAUAUUGAAAACUUAACGGCAAACCUUGAGACGCUGAUAUUUGAUUUCAACCUUCUUCUGCCCAAGUUGUCGUUCAAGGGAAAGUACAACUUGAAGAUCAAGCUGCUCCUCUUAAACUUAGCCGGUGCCGGUGAUCUGAAGGGGGUGUUCGAAAAUACUCGUGCCCGAGUCAAGGUGCUGUGGGAGAAGUACAUGAAGAACGGCAAGGAGUACUUGCGUAUCAAUAAGCUACUCGUGCGCCUCCAGAUCGAAAACGGCCGUUUCGACAUGAAGGACCUGUUCCGCGGUGAUCCAGUCCUCAACCAGGCCGGCAACCAGUUUAUCAACGAGAACUCGCGUCUCUUCCUCGACGAGCUGACUCCCGGACUUGAGCGGAGCCUUGCAGAGACGUUCAAGGCCAUGGCCAACGAGAUCAUGCAGCGCGCAACCUUUGACGAAAGCUUUCCGGCGUAAGGAUCAUCGAAAGUUGUUGGCGAGGAAGUAGUACGUUCGAUCGUUUAUCGCG